Messenger RNA from Fusarium sp. VM40, 1008 nucleotides. Lineage: Eukaryota; Fungi; Ascomycota; Sordariomycetes; Hypocreales; Nectriaceae. The record is from the annotation of a GenBank genome assembly.
AUGGCUGAUCCGGAAAAGAAAGAGACCAUAGCUCUUAUUGGCUUGGGCACAAUCGGCCUCUCAUUUGCUGCAUUGCAUCUACGCUAUUCAAACGCCAGCCUCCGGUUAUACGAUGUACGCAGUGACUUGAAAGAGCACAUCGAAAGCCUACUACCAGUCUAUCUCGAGUCAACAAAGAAGGAGGGAAGUCAGGAUAAUCUGGCUGUUCAGGCCUUGAUAUCCGACGGUCGACUUCUGAUAUGCUCUUCCAUUCAAGAAGUAUGCUCGGGUGCUACCAUCGUACAAGAGCAAGGACCUGAUAGUGUAGAUUUCAAAAAGUCAAACUGGGCUCAAGUGGUGAAAUACGUACCGCCUUCUGCUCACCUGUGGAGCUCGACGUCUGGUAUUCUAGCUUCUAAGCAAGUGGAAGAUCUCGAGGACAAAUCCAGGGUUCUUGUAGUCCAUCCGUUCAAUCCACCUCACAUCAUGCCACUGAUAGAGGUGGUUCCUUCACCUCACACCGCACCCGAAAGAACACAGUUUGCGAUCGAUUAUUUCAAAGGACUUGGAUCAGGCCACCGUCCUGUCAGAAUCAACAAGGAGACCCAUGGCUUCGUAGGCAACCGCCUAGCAUUUGCCCUUUUCAGAGAGGCCUGCCACCUAGUCUCUAACGAUGUGGUUUCAGUCGAAGACCUAGACACUAUCGUCGAGGCCAGUAUUGCCCCUCGCUGGGCUGUUGCUGGUCCGUUCAAGACAUACAACAGCGCAGGUGGAACUGGUGGAAUCGGAGCUUUCUUGCAUAACCUUGCUGAUACUAUGGAGGCGUGCUGGGAUGAUGGCGGCAAGAUCAGCCUCAAAGGCACGUCUGUUACCAAGUCUGGUGAAGACGGUGAUGCAGAUGGUGAUUGGACGGAUAAGAUCUCAAAGGAGACCGAAGAAGCAUAUGGUCGGCCAACGGCAGACUCGUUGUCAGAGCGGGAUCGCAAUUUGCAAAGGGUUAUAGCUGCGCAACCUCAAGGGGCUCAGUGA